Rattus rattus (black rat) is the source of this 7140-nucleotide messenger RNA. RefSeq names its product insulin like growth factor 1 (gene Igf1). Gene Ontology annotation, molecular function: hormone activity; growth factor activity. Gene Ontology annotation, cellular component: extracellular region. The transcript is spliced from 5 exons. NCBI's taxonomy places the organism in Eukaryota, Metazoa, Chordata, Mammalia, Rodentia, Muridae. The coding region runs from base 384 to 785 and encodes 133 amino acids. The record is from RefSeq and is a predicted model, not a curated record.
ACAUGCUGGGUUUUCCACCUCAGUCUACCCUCAUUAAAUGUUAAUUUUGCCCACUGUCCACGCCCCAUUGAACAUAGGCACAGCGCAGCAACAGCAAUGUAUGGGGAAGUAACCCCCAUUGUGGAAGCUCUAUUUUUUUCUAAAGACUCUCACCUCACUUAAAUCUUAAGUAAACACAUCAUGGCUUUCAGGCUGCUUUUCAUUAUGGAGGUACAGACCUUUAUGCUGUGUAAGGAGAGGGAUCACACCUUUCUGUCCCUUAUGCUUUUGUGAGACCAUUGCAUUCCUAAAUCUUCCAUGUUUUUCCUGUUUGGGGAUUGCGUGUUUGGUUUCCCACCUGUGGUUGUAUUAGCUGCUAAGAUUCACAGAUAAAGAUACACAUCAUGUCGUCUUCACAUCUCUUCUACCUGGCGCUCUGCUUGCUCACCUUUACCAGCUCCGCCACAGCCGGACCAGAGACCCUUUGCGGGGCUGAGCUGGUGGACGCUCUUCAGUUCGUGUGUGGACCAAGGGGCUUUUACUUCAACAAGCCCACAGGCUAUGGCUCCAGCAUUCGGAGGGCACCACAGACCGGCAUUGUGGAUGAGUGUUGCUUCCGGAGCUGUGAUCUGAGGAGGCUGGAGAUGUACUGUGCUCCGCUGAAGCCUACAAAAUCAGCCCGUUCCAUCCGGGCCCAGCGCCACACUGACAUGCCCAAGACUCAGAAGUCCCCGCCCCUAUCGACACACAAGAAAAGGAAGCUGCAAAGGAGAAGGAAAGGAAGUACACUUGAAGAACACAAGUAGAGGAAGUGCAGGAAACAAGACCUACAGAAUGUAGGAGGAGCCUCCCGAGAAACAGAAAAUGCCACGUCACCGCAAGAUCCUUUGCUGCUUGAGCAACCUGCGAAACAUUGGAACACCUGCCAAAUAACAAUAAUGAGUUCAAUACCAUUUCAGAGAUGGGCAUUUCCCUCAAUGAAAUACACAAGUAAACAUUCCGACAUUGUCUUUAGGAGUGUUUGUUUAAAAAACAAAAAACAAAACAAAAAAAAAAGCUUUGCACCUUGCAAAAGUGGUCCUGGCGUGGGUAGAUUGCUGUUAAUCCUUUAUCAAUAACGUUCUAUAGAGAAUAUAUAAAUAUAUAUAUAAUUAUAUCUCCUAGUCCCUGCCUCUUAAGAGCCGAAAAUGCAUGGGUGUUGUAGACAUUCGGUUGCACUAAAUUCCUCUCUGAAUUUUGGCUGCUGAAGCCGUUCAUUUAGCAACUGUUUAUAGGUGGUUGAUGAAUGGUUCCUUAUCUCCAUUUCUUCCUAUGUAGCUUAAGCCGCUUCCUUCACAGAAUCUAAUAAUCUCGUCUAGGCCAUUAGCCCUGCCCUUUCUUAACAUUCUCAUAUUUGUUGAAUUUGGCCUCCUCGAAAGCAAUAGCAAAUGGGUGGCCCACCCAAGUUUUAACGCCCCUGAUUCCAUCUGUGGCAUUUGUACCAAAUAUAAGUUGGAUGCAUUUAUUUUAGACACAAAGCUUUAUUUUUUCGACAUCGUGUUUCAAGAAAAAAAAAACAAAUAGAAUAACAAUAACUAUGACUUUGAGGCCAAUCAUUUUUAGGUGUGUGUUUGAAGCAUAGAACGUCUCUUAAACUCUCAAUGGUUCCUUCAAAUGAUGAGUUAGUAUGUAACGUAAAUAGCAGUUUCUCUCUCUCUCUCUUUUUAUUUUUUCCAUAUAGAGCACUAUGUAAAUUUAGCAUAUCAAUAAUACAGGAACUAUCAAACAGUAUGUAAACUCCGUUGUUGUUGUUUUUAGUACAAUGGUGCUAUUUUGUAGUUUGUUCUAUGAAAGAAUCUAGUCAACACAGAAAAAGGAGAAAGCAAAGCAAAAACAAUGAAAGCCUGGAGCCCAAAAGGACAAAAUUAGGAAGGGAACUGAAAAAAAAAUCCAUCCUCUUGGGGGAUGCAAAGGCCUCCCCAGUUAUGCCUUCUAAGAGGAAGUUAAGACAUAACAUCCAUUAAGACACACUUACUUGUCAAGUCCAGAGAGGAAGCUAUGGAGUGGGAAAAAGCAAGAGGCUAGGGAUUCUGGGAGUCCUGGUUUCUUUUUUAAUCACCGAAGAAAUAAGGAUAUGCAAACUCGGUCCCACAGACUCACCACCGUGUGACCUCAGUCAAGUCACUCCACCUCUCGGUGCCACAGUUUUCCUCAUCUGCAAAAUGGGGGCAAUAUGCCAUCUACCUACCUCAAAGGGGUGGUAUGAAGAUUAAAAAAGUAGACCUUCAGAUUUUAGUUCUGGGUUUCCAGGAGGGUACAACAUCAGAACCCUUGAAUUGCUGGGAUGCAAGGAAUUCUGUAAAUAACCCAUUAACAAUGUAGCUCCCAGGAUCGUUCACCUGUCACUGGGAUGCCACCAUCGUAUCCAAGCUCUUUUUGGUGAAGCUGUGCAACUAACCAGUGACAAGCUAGUGACUCAGUCUCUCCAACAUGUCACAAAGUAAGAGACAUUUGAUUUGCAAUUUGAGUUUAUGGCUAAUAAAGACAAGUGAAAAGAAAGAAAAGAGGAGGAGGAAGAUCCUUGCCAAAGAAAGAGUAAUCAAUUAUUCCAUUUAUCCACUCUCAUUAAUCCUUCCAGUCACUCAGUUUCUAGAAAUAGCUCUAAUACUAGUAGUGAGACUCAGUUUGCCAAACACAAUUCUCCUUCUCCUUAGCAUGUGAAAAAAGGGCCCUGGCAUUCUUAUAUUUUGAAGUACUUUCUAUCACAGUCACAAGCUGCUGUAGUGGGUGUAGUCUUGCCCUUGGUUGUAUAUGCAACUACUGUUUUCCUAUUUUAUGAAAAUACGCUGGCAAGAGUUGCUACUUGAGAGGCAAACUUUUUUUUUUUUUCUCUUCAAGCCUGAGGUUCUACCUAGUGUCUGCUUAGAAGGAAGAAAUCCAACUUCCUGGAAAUAUGUUGAAUGCAUUCAACUGGGCAUUGACAACCAAAACCAUCUAGAAAAUAUUCUUUGUUGGUGGAGCAAGGUCGUCUCCCACUUUUACAAAACAUCCAAUAGCCACAUCUUAUUUUCUGCAGCCUUGAUUCUCUUUUGCAAGCUUCCCUAAUGUUCUUAUAAGAUGUAUUAAAAAAAAGAGAACAUCUUUAGUUUUUCUCCCACCAGAUUCUUCUAGAAUCUCUGGGGAAAUGCAGUACGUGCCGUUGAGUGAAGCCCUCAGUCCACUGGGCUUAGGAACAUAAGGCACGCUGAACAUUCCCUGAUUACUGUAGAGAUGGAAAUUAACUAAGAGAGCAGUUUUGCCAUCUACCUGCUUUCUCAAAACGGUGCAGGGAAAAGUCAGGCCCUCUCACACCCUGGGUGGCACUUCUGACUUCUAGUUCUUGUUCACAGUGUGUACCUUUACAAAUCGGUUAUCCCCAGAAAGACAUAGAGGUGGCCUUCUCCAGAUCUGUGGGCUUCCUGCCAUGGUUGGCUUCGAUGAUUCCCAGUGUCUAUCAACAUAUUUUCUUCACUUACUUCUAUACACAGUCAGAAAUUCUCUCCAUGGGGAGAGCUCAAGUAUGCAGUCCUAUGCUUAGUUCUUUCCAACUGGAUCGGAAAUCAAGUCAGAAAAAGUCAGUCUACUAAUUAAGGAUACUAAAGCAGCCUUGCACUUUUAAAUGAAUGAACCCUGUAAGACAAAUCCAUGUAAACUCUGAAAGCCAGCUGAUCAGGAUUUGAUGACUGAAGAGCGAUAGAAAGGGACAUUUAAAAUCUUACAACUGGAAAUUUUGUAAGCUUUGCUGUGGAGGUGAAUUGUUUUAGUGUCUAGACAUGGAGCAAUUUUAGUAAAUGCACAAAGGAACUAUAAAGAUAGGUAGGAAGGAGGAGUUUUUCAUUUGAUAGGAUUAUGGCUGAUUUACCUAAAAAACAAAAAUACUCAGUACCUACCUAGGUCAACGGUUGAUCCUAUUCUCCAAAGACUAUCAAGUGCUCGAAAACAUUGUAAGAUGAGUCCAUUCCACUGAAAAAGUUAAUGCAUCUCUCCAUUAUAAUCUAUUUUCCUGCGGUUAAAAAAAAAAUCCUUUUUUAAAUACCCAUACACGUACCUACCCUACAUGUGUACUUGUGCACAUGUGCACACACGAACACACACGAACACACACACACACACACACACACACACACCUAUUCACCCUAAGAGUUAGAAGAAAUCAUUUCCUUGAAAACUCCUAUCUUAAAAAAAAAAAAAAAAAAAUCGACCCAUGCCGCUUGAGACUCCUUCUCCUUCUUUGAAUGUCAAUGUGAAACGUGGUUAUGUCUGUGUAGAUGAAACCGUCUCAGACACCAUGGCUCCAGGGUUUCUGUUACAGUUUGUGCACUUGGGAGGAUGCGCCGAAGACAGGACGCAGCGUGUUUUGCUUUCCCCUUUACUGUUUGGCCAGCUACGCCAAUGUGGUGCUAUUGUUUCUUUAAGAAAGUACUUGACUUAAAAAAAAAAAGAAAAAAAGAAAAAAAAAGAAAAAAGAAAAAAAAAGAAAGCAUAGACAUAUUUUUUUAAAGUCUGAAAACAACAGUUCUAUAGUAGAGGGCUUACUGAGAUAGCAUUAGAUCUAGUCACCACCCUAGCCACCACCUUUCAACUUUGUGUCACUCACAAGUAGAAUGUUGUUCACCAAGUUGUGAGUUUGGGGUUCAGAGACAAGAGGAUGGAAAAGUUUUGAAGUUGGAUGGCUCCAUUAUUCCAUUGGCUCUCAAAUGUAACCAAAUGAGCGAUACUUUACCCAAUCUGAAAUGUUGGUCAAUAACUUGAAGUGGGGGGAAAAAAAUAAGUUCAGGAAAAUGGCAGAAGAAAAUAAUUAAGUUACUUCUUGCUUUUGUUAUUGAUUGGUUUCUUGUUGAUUUUGGUUUUUGGUUUUAGUGUGGGUGGGUGAGUGUGUGCGUGUGUGUGUGUGUGUGUGUGUGUGUGUGUGUGUGUGUGUUCCACUCAAAAAACAAACACUUAAAAAGUGAAGAAAAUACAAAGAUUUUAAGAACAUAGAUUUACCUACUACAGCUUCUGCCACAUCCUCUGGGGAAGGCACUGAUUUCUGGUUUGGAGAGCUUUUGCUCACUGGUUUGCUCUCCCAUCAGAGGCAUCAAAGAGUGGUUGGUCUCCUAGAGCAAUCAUGGAUCUUACUGGGAGAGGUUGGAAAGUAUUUCCUAAUGAAUUGGGCUUAUCUCCUCACAAAGGAAGGGAAGAGUUUAUGAGACAUUGUUGAAGACAAUGGCUAACAAUCUGUGAAAAUUCUGUUCUGUAUUUUCUUGGUUUGGGGUUUUGAUUUCUUACUUUAUACAAUCUUUACGGAUGGAAAUCUUACUGGCAGAAAAGACUUGGUCUUUUUGCUCUUUCAUAACAGAAUGGAAGAUGACAAACUCACGUAGACUCUUUGUAGGUUGGCUAGAAAAGGGGUGGUUUGACUUUUUCAAUGAGACCAUUUUAAAUGUUCCUUUCUAUUUUCAAUCAUAAAAGAUUGUCUUAAUUUAUUAGCGUAGGCCCUGGUUGGCACUUCUCAAGUGGAUGAGCAUUUCCAUUCAAAGCAUGGGUUCACCCAUGUCUUCAAAAGAUGAAUGAUUAUUAUUAAGGAAUUACUUACUUCAAAAUACAGUAGAAGUGUGAGUCUUUGUUCCCACUCCCCACAAAGAUCAUUAAGUCCUAAAUCUGAAAGAGGAAAAAUACUAAGGGAAUUUUUUUUGUUGCCUGUUUUUUAUUUCAAUGCUAGUGCUUAAUCCUAUCCUAUACAGAUUUGCUUCUCGCUAUUGUGAUAUUCUGUAAGACUUUCCAGUUAGGUAUUAGAAAUUGAUGCAUAGAUACCUUGUUUUGUGUGGUUUCUAUUUAAAAGAAAAGAGAUAAGACUGUCUGAAGCUUAAAUGCAUAAGGUACAUGAUAAAGACAUCACUUUAAAUAACAAGCCAUAUCUGGUACAAUCCUUUCUUUCUUAUCAUUUUAAGGAAAACUUUCCCAGAUAAGACAAGGGCCCAGGGGACUUUCGAAAGUGUCUUUGUUCCUCCCAUCUGUUUUUGUUGGUGGUGAUUUUCCCCCCAAUGUCUGCCUCAGAAUCUUUUAGAGGCUGGCCAGACCAAAUCGGACAAUUAAAGAACUGUCUUUUAAAACACACAUUUCACAUGGUCCCUUUUAAUGAAUGAUUACACUUAUGUUGAACGUGAUUUUUUUUUCUCUCUCCAGUUAUUUUUUUUUCUGUCAUUGAUAAGGGUCCUUAAGGAGAAAAAUUCAUCAACAAAAAGCAAGAAAUCGUAUGAAAAAGAAAAAAAUCUAAAUGUCACCGCGCAAUUGAAAUACGAGCUAAAAUGGAAAUACUUUCUCCUACUUAAAACCCAGACUGAAUCACCUUCAAAGUGACCUUUCACAAUCUUUCCAAUUUGCCUCUGUUUAAACUGUCUGGGCCUAAAAGCAAGCAUUAUUCAUUUUCUCUUUCCCAAAGUGGACUUGUGUGUAAAGUAGGAAAAUUAAAAGAAACUGCUAAAAAUCCCUUCCAACCACUGGCUGACCCCGCUCACCAGCUCACAGCGAAGGCUCCUGUUGAUCUAUCCCCUGAUCUCAUUUCGUUUGGAUAUUUACAUGGUACCUACUGCUAAACACUCUGCAGGGGGCUCAGGAAACCUCAGUCUGUCCAUUCUUAUCUCCUAUCUGUGUCUCUGUAUCAUUAGUCCUUCCAAACACCGUGCCGCGUGUAUUCAGUCUAUUUGAAAGCUCCAAAUGGUACAUCAGACCUGAUCUGGUUUUGGUGAAGAUUUAGGGAGCUAUGAGAAUUUGGAUUACAACGUGCAUUUUGCUUCAUUUAUUUUUAUCACACUUAAAGGCCAAGGGUGAUGAUUAACUUACAGACAUCGAAUUCAUUUCUCUACUGAAACCUUAAAGUAGUAUUUGGUCAUUCAUUGUAUGUGUCUUAUAUACACACCCACACACAGACACACAAAAAAAAAAUCUAUCAAAUUAAUCCUGAUUGUAUUCGAAGUGGUUAUUCAAUUCAUUUAUGGCAGAGCAAUAUCAGUCCUAAUGACUCCUGAAAGUGUAACUAACUGAAUCAUUAUCUUACAUUUACUGUUUAGUAAGCAUAUUUUGAAAAAUGUAUGGCUAGAGUGUCAUAAUAAAAUGGUAUAUCUUUCUUUAGUAAUUACAUUAAAAUUAAUCAUGUUUGAUUAA